AUGUUUUCGAAUUUUUUGGAAAGCUUAUACGAGGGGAUCGGAGACGAUGACGCCGACGACGACGACAACCGCCACACCCCGAAACCUUCAACGGAAAGACAAAAUUCUGAGAGAAACGCGGAUCGUUUGUCUUCGAUGUCACCGGAAGAGGAGGCUCAAGCGCGUGGGGUUAAAGAUGACCUGACGGAAUUCGGCCAUAGCCUCAGCCGUCAAUUUCGGGGCGUGGCUAACUUUCUCGCUCCACUAACGGAUGGAUCUCCCUCCGAUCUGUCGAAUCCGAGAUUGAAGCGAUCGCAGUCUUCAGAUCCCGGUUUGAAUCAAACGCGGUCUUCGGAUCCCAGGCUCAAUCAAUCGCGGUCUUCGAAUCCCAGACACAAUCAAUCGCGCUCUGAAUCGUUUGCCGGAAGUGAUACGCCGGAGACCGGAAUUAGUUUUAGGAGCUGGAAUUCGGAUUCCGUGGCUUCGGGAGAGAAAGGGGUAGAAAAUGUGUCCAAUGAUGUGGAGGAGGAGGGAGAAGAAGAAGAAGAAGAAGAGGAAACGGAUGAAGAGGAAGAAAUCGAUGCGGUAGCUCUUACGGACGAAGUGCUUGCGUUUGCGAGGAACAUAGCAAUGCAUCCAGAAACUUGGUUGGAUUUUCCUCUCGAUCCGGACGAAGAUCUUGAUGAUUUGGAAAUGUCUGAUGCUCAAAGAGGCCAUGCUUUAGCUAUAGAACGUCUUGCUCCGAGGUUAGGUGCACUGAGAAUAGAGCUUUGUCCAUGCCAUAUGACUGUUGGUUACUUCUGGAAAGUCUAUUUUGUUCUUCUCCAUUCAAGGCUCAAUAAACACGAUGCUCAGCUUUUGUCUUCGCCACAGGUGAUGGAAGCAAGAGCAUUGUGGAUGAAGGAGCUUCAUAAUCAAAACCAUCCCUCAAAAGAAGGUAGAGAUAUUCUCGAGGAUGACAUUACAACACCGUCAACUUCAAAGUACUUUCACCAUGCUCCUCCUGAGUUUCUUUCUCCGAGAAUAUAUGCCUUUGAACCUCCUUCAAUCAUUUAUCGCGAUUUUGAAACGGAAAAUCGUGUGUCUGAUAACACGCACUUCAUCGAUAAAGCUGUUAUUGAGGAAAAAACAAUCCAGAAGAAUGACACAAAGAGUGCAAGCCUUAGCCAAAUUCCUAAAGAAGAUGAUGAUGAUGAUUGGCCAGAGGAAGAAGAUUCUGCUAAUUCGUGGUCGCCAAUGUUCACAGUGAAUGAGGAUGAUGUUUCUUUCAGUGAUCUCGAAGGAGACGAUGAUAUAAGUAGCUUAGCACUCAAGUCUAAGAUUACAUCAAAGGGCACAGACAAAAAAGGAACAUGA
Molecule: messenger RNA, 1335 nt
Organism: Microthlaspi erraticum
Lineage: Eukaryota; Viridiplantae; Streptophyta; Magnoliopsida; Brassicales; Brassicaceae
Source: the annotation of a GenBank genome assembly